AUGGACAAGCUCGUUGCCCAAUACUCGCGCCCGGCGCACCAGAACGAGUUCCAUUCCGACCCAGAGCAACAAGACCUCGACUCGGGUCUCCCUCCACUCUCCCUCAAAUUCGCUCUUCCCCCAGUUGAUAACCAUGCCUCAUUCCUCCGUGCCAUGACCGAUGACCACUCCAAUCCCAGCUGUCCCAUUAAGCUCGCUCACGGAACCACAACCUUGGCCUUCCGGUUCCAAGGCGGUAUCAUCGUGUGUACCGAUUCCCGUGCAACAGCCGGAAACUGGAUCGCCAGUCAGACAGUCAAGAAGGUUAUCCCCGUAUCACGGCUGAGCCGAGGAGAGGACAAGCCCUCAAAGGACCCUACACCCGGUCUCUUGGGAACCAUGGCUGGUGGUGCGGCGGAUUGUCAAUACUGGUUGCGUUAUUUGAGUCAGCAGUGCACGUUGCACGAAAUUCGACACAAGCGCCGCAUUACUGUCGCCGCUGCAUCCAAGAUCCUCGCCAAUUUGACCUAUGCUUACAAGGGCUACGGUUUGAGCAUGGGUACCAUGCUUGCAGGUGUAACUCCCCAAGAAGGCCCGGCGCUCUACUACAUCGACUCAGACGGCACCCGACUGCCAGGAAACCUGUUCUGUGUGGGAUCUGGUCAGACUUUCGCCUACGGUGUGCUAGACGCAAACUACAAGUACGACUUGACCGAGCAGGAGGCCCUGGAUUUGGGCCGCCGUGCCAUCCUGGCCGCCAUGCACCGUGAUGCCUACUCCGGUGGUUUCAUUAACUGCUACCACGUCACGGAAGCCGGCUGGGUGCACCACGGCUUCGAUGAUAUGAACCCCAUCUUCUGGAAGACAAAGCUGGACCACGGCGAGUUCUCUAACGUUACCUCUGAGCUUUAA
Penicillium chermesinum is the source of this 891-nucleotide messenger RNA. It is a transcript of the gene pre2, whose product is annotated as proteasome core particle subunit beta 5. NCBI's taxonomy places the organism in Eukaryota, Fungi, Ascomycota, Eurotiomycetes, Eurotiales, Aspergillaceae. Gene Ontology annotation, molecular function: threonine-type endopeptidase activity. The record is from RefSeq and is a predicted model, not a curated record. Gene Ontology annotation, cellular component: proteasome core complex. The transcript is spliced from 6 exons. The coding region runs from base 1 to 891 and encodes 296 amino acids.